Molecule: messenger RNA, 2524 nt
Organism: Phlebotomus papatasi
Lineage: Eukaryota; Metazoa; Arthropoda; Insecta; Diptera; Psychodidae
Gene: vimar
Product: GTPase-GDP dissociation stimulator vimar
Exons: 3
Coding region: 160-2040 (626 amino acids)
Biological process (GO): positive regulation of GTPase activity
Cellular component (GO): cytosol
Molecular function (GO): guanyl-nucleotide exchange factor activity; protein binding
Source: RefSeq, a predicted model, not a curated record
GUGGUCAGCCGGGCAAUUGAGCAACUGUCAAAAUUGUUUCUUUUUUGCUUGGGGUGUUUUAUGUUUUUCUGUGAGACUUUUCUUACAUUUUCUUUUGUAUUCUCUAGUUUAGUGGAAUAAAUUCAACACGAAUGCAAUAAAUAAUCACUCACAAUUACCAUGGCAACAAAUGAAAACCUCGUGGAGGACCUGGUGAAAGAACUGAAGGGUAUUAGUUUGGAGGAUGGUGAGAAUGCGAGUCCACUUUUGGCCAAAAUCUCUGCAGCAGAUCCAAAUAUUUAUGAACAAGUGGACUUAGCUGAGCCUCUGUACAAUCUCCUGGCAUCCAGUUCACUGGACAGUGAUGAAGUGAGGAGUCAAGUGGCCAAAUGCAUAGCCGAUGUGGCUAAAACGCCAGAACAGAGAAAGAGAUUCACCACAAAGCAAACCAUUGAGCUCCUGCUCAAGUUCAUCGGCGAAGCUGACAAACCAGACAAGAUCGUCCUGGUGACGCAAUCUUGUCGGGCUCUGGGAAACAUUUGCUACCUGAAUGACACAGCCCGGAAUAUUGUGGUUGAACUGAAGGGAAUUGCGGAUCUUAUUAAACUUCUCGAUGUCCAGGUGACUGAGGAUUCAUGUGGUGAGCAAUUUCUCAAGGUGAGGUGCGGAGUUAUCUCAAACUUUAUCCUCGGAGGCGAAGACUAUGCCAAGAAAGCCAUGGAUUUGGGUAUUUUGGAUAAACUCGAAGCUACAGCUGUGGAAGCUUCGCAGAGGAUGCCCUUCCCAGAAAUAUUGCUACAAAAUACGCUGCCACCAUUCAGUAUUCUCACUGAAAAUGUGCCAGACCUCAAGUUCAGUACGCCCCUAAAUCAGAGUCUGGUGCGAAUUCUGUCUGCCUCGACGAAUCCCGACCUGGCUGAACACUGCCUGGAUCUGCUGCACUAUCAGGCCGAAAAUGACGAUGUGAAGGUGCUGCUGGCCAAGGAGGGACUCUGCGAAAUCAUCUAUCGGCUGCUGGAAAAGUACAAAACCUUCGCGAGUAGCAGCAGGGAUGCUCGUGCUCUUAUGAAGUCCGCUUGUGAUCUCAUUGUACUUAUUCUCACGGGUGACGAAUCAAUGAACUACCUGUACUCCACACCCUUCCUGGCCAACAUGGAGGCCUGGCUGGACGCAGAGGAUGUUGAUCUGGUGACGACUGGAGUGCUGGCACUGGGAAAUUUUGCACGGACUGAUAGCCAUUGCAUUGACAUGGUUAAGAGCAAUGUGAUGCAAAAGUUGCUGGGCAUUCUGGCCAAAAACAACGGCAGGAACGAUGACAUGAAUCUGCAACAUGCUCUGCUCAGCACUUUGCGGAAUCUCGUGAUACCCAAGGUGAACAAGACGGCAGUGAUUGAAGCGGGUGUGGUGGAUAUCCUUCUGCCAAUGCUGGACAUCCAUGCCCCAUGGGUAGUGUUUAAGCUACUGGGGACACUGCGGAUGACAGUGGAUGGUCAGGAGAAGCUAGCGCUGCAGCUGCUGGCCAAUGAGAAGCUCAUUCGGCAACUGGUAGCGUGGAGCAACUCCACGGAUUAUGCCGGUGUCACGGGUGAGAGUCUGAGGCUGAUGGCGUGGUUGAUAAAGCAUGCAUAUGCUGUCCAUCGACACGAUGGGGCAUCUGCUGCAGCUUCUACCGCCGAUCACAGCAGCUUGGUGCAUUUUGCACGCACAGAUGGCGCUGUCGAGUGCAUGGUGCGGAUGCUGACGUCACAACACCUAGUCAUGCAGAAUGAGUCACUAAUUGCCUUAAGUAUCCUGCUGAUUGUGUUCAGUGGCAGGAAUUCCGCGGCUUCUGAGGAUUCUGUGGACAUUGAGGACCUGCUGGUGGCUGCAAAUGUGGGUGGGAGACUGGCUGAGCUCAUUUCCACGCGAGCUGACUCCAUGACCAAGGAGAUUGUGGAGAAUCUGCAACAAGUGGUGGCUCUGCUGAGGAAGUCCGAUGCACUCGUGAAGCACAUGGCACAGCACAAUAUUGACGAACUGGUCAAGUCCAUUCCCAUUAUCGUGGAAUACUGCACACUGUAAAAUUUGGUCAGGUGAGUGUAACUUAUGAUUACAAUGCUUCUCCUUAAUAUUUUUUUUUAAAACUCUCUAACCCAGUGAGAGAUUCUUAGAAGAAUAACAACAACAAAAAAGAUUAUAAGUAGUGAUUUUCAGUGUUAGACAAAAAAACAAUUUUUGCAUUUAAUCUCUAUAAAUUUAACAAAAAAAAGAAGAAAAACUUGACUGUAACUUUUUCUCAUAUUUACUAAAGACAGAAGAAAAAUCCUAUAGAAAUUUAAUUGAAAUUGAUGGAAAAUUAUUAGGAUGUGAUGCUUUUCAGAGAGAAAUUUCCCCCCAAUUUGAAGUAUUAUAAUAUCCAUUUUUAAUCUUCUUAAAAAAAAUCUUGAUAUUUCUUCAUUAUAAAUUAGAAAUUUGACUGUAAUGAAAUCCUUUUCAAUUGAAAGAGUUUUGAAACAUCGAAAAUCCUAUAAAUAGUUGCAAUAAAUGUCCAGAGUUAGAAUAAAAA